AAAUUCGCAAUCAGCAAAUACAGCAACACGAGAAUCACUUAGCUCAAAAUAUUAAUUCAAAUCAAGAAAGUUCUUAUGAUGGUGAUGAUGACAGUGAUGGUGACGAUAAUGAUGAUAAUAGUGCUGAUAGUAGUGAUGAUAAUAGUUAUGAUAAUA
Molecule: messenger RNA, 156 nt
Organism: Ambispora gerdemannii
Lineage: Eukaryota; Fungi; Glomeromycota; Glomeromycetes; Archaeosporales; Ambisporaceae
Source: the annotation of a GenBank genome assembly